AUGGUGACAGUAACUUAUGCGAACCUCAAGGCCAGUUUGGGCUCGCUCGUUGUUGGGAGCUUGGCCGCAACUGCACUGUCCGGUGUCGUAUUGAUGCAGGGCGUCCUUUACUUCCGGAUGUUCGAGAAGGAUCACCGAGCACUGAAGGCCAUAGUCGUGAGCAUCGUCUUGCUGGACAUCUUGCAUACGGCUAUGCUCUGGACGGCGGACUGGAUGUAUCUGGUCGCGGGGUUCGGUAAUAUGAACAUCACAGAUCAUUGUUUCUGGUCAGCAGGGGUCAGCAUAGCAUUGACGGCGUUGACGACUGUUAUUGUACAUUUGUUCUUCACAUACAGACUUUUUAGGCUCAGCAAGGGCAACUAUUUCAUCACUGUGCCUAUGGCCAUCAUCGCUCUCUGUCGAGUUGGCUCUGCCUUCACCACGGCUGGUGAGCUGAUUCGACUAGAAAGCUACUCAGAGUUCUACGCCCACUAUCGCUGGUUGUUCACGCUCGGCUUGGUCUUGUCGACCGCGCUGGACGUGAUAAUCACGUUCGGUCUGUGUAUAUUCCUGAGGAAAAGUCGUAGCAGUGGGACUGGAAGCUCUGGACGGCUUGACCAUAUCCUCAACUCCAUGACAUUGUACACCAUUGAGACCGGCAUGGUCACAUGUAUUGCUACCGCUAUCUCGCUCAUCUUCUGGCUUGCUAAACCUCACGCACUCAUCUACCUCGGUCUCCACUUCGUGAUUAGCAAGUGCUACGCAAACUCCUUCCUCGCCUCCGUGAACGCACGGAAGUUGUUGAGAGCUCAACACGUGUCUCGCACAACGUCUGGCUCCGGCGGACUCCCCCCUGUCUUCACCAACCGGUUUAUCAGACGGUCUGAGCUUCAGCCGGACACGGUGGACCUCACGGGAUCGAAGCUGCAAAUCACCAUUGACAAGACAGUUGAUUAUUCCAGCGACGACAUCCCGAUGUCCCCGGCAAGAUCACAUCAAGGGUCAAACACCGCCGCCGUUACCCCCAUGGAAGAGGUCAAAGUCAAAGUAUGA
This is a messenger RNA of Rhodofomes roseus, 1032 nucleotides long. RefSeq lists its product as uncharacterized. The transcript is spliced from 13 exons. Bases 1 to 1032 code for a protein of 343 amino acids. The record is from RefSeq and is a predicted model, not a curated record. NCBI's taxonomy places the organism in Eukaryota, Fungi, Basidiomycota, Agaricomycetes, Polyporales, Fomitopsidaceae.